AUGGCAACAGUGGCGGUGGCCCUCAUCCUGGGUUGGUGGCUGGUGGGAGUGAGCCGGGCACAGCAACUGCCCCGACCCUCCCUGUCGCUGCACCCCAGCCAGGGGGUGUCCCUGGGGGACACUGUCACCCUGCGCUGCCAACUGCCCCAGCCAGCUGCCUGGGUCGAGCUGUACCAGGAUGGAAAGUGGAGAUCCAGAAAAAAAAUGGACCAGGAGCAGGAUGUGGCUGAAUUCUCCUUGACUGGAAUUAAGCAGGAAGAUGCUGUGAGAUAUCAGUGCCAGUACCAGGGUUUGGAGCAACCAGGGACAUCGGAGAAGAGUGACCCUGUCAAGCUGGUGGUGACAGGUGAGGGCACUGGGGAAAGCAGAUGGCCCUGGGCUGUUCCCACAGGGCUGUGUUCCAUCUCUGUUACCUCUCUGUGCUCAGAUCACAGCUAUCCCCCACCUGGCAUUUCCCUGAGCCCCAAAGAACAUGUGAAGAUGGGGACCAAUGUCACCAUCCAGUGCUGGAACAACAUCUAUGGGGUCGCCUUCUUCCUGCACAAGGACGGGCACUCAGCCCCUAUUCAGCGCCAAAAACUCAGUGUUGAGGGCCCUGCCACCUUCACCCUCUUUGGGGUGACCCCAGCUGACUCCGGCACCUAUAGGUGCUCCUACCACAUCAGGGGCUGCUGCCUUCUGUUCUCACCCCUUGGGGAUAAUGUGACCCUGGAAGUGAUUCCCAGACCUGCAAUCCCAGGUAUCAAUGGGGGACCCAGCAGGAACCUGGUGGCAGCAGUGUCGGGGGGCUGUGCUGCUGCCAUUGUCAUCAUCAUCGUCCUCACUGUCUCUUUGCUCCUUGUUGCCCAGAGAAGACGAAUGCAGAGAGAUGAGAGGACUGGUGGGGAAGGGGUUAAAUGGCUUUGAUUCCCCAUAGAUACCCUAUAGAUCCCCACUGGUUUUGUUUGGUCCCUUUAUAAUCCCACCCUUCUCUCCUCCCCUUUAUGACUCAGGUGACACCCCCAGAAGCCCUGAGGCUGUGCAGUUCCAGGUCAGUAUCUGGGUCAGGAGACCCUAACCCCAACGUGCCCCAUUGCCCCUCCCCCAGAUCUCAACAGGAAACCCCAAACACUGCCCAUAGUAAACCCUUUUAUGGAUUCCAAUGAUG
Messenger RNA from Gallus gallus (chicken), 1147 nucleotides. RefSeq lists its product as uncharacterized. The record is from RefSeq and is a predicted model, not a curated record. Bases 1 to 906 code for a protein of 301 amino acids. The transcript is spliced from 4 exons. Lineage: Eukaryota; Metazoa; Chordata; Aves; Galliformes; Phasianidae.